AUGGAGCGGGGCGGCAGCGGCGAGAACGGAAUGGAGAGAACCGGGAACGGCGCCGGGAACGGCACCGGGAACGGCAGCGGGAACAACGCCGGGAACGGCACCGGGAACGGCACCGGGAACGGCACCGGGAACGGCAGCGGGAACAACGCCGGGAAUGGCAGCGGGAGCGGGCGGGCAGCGCCGCCUGGCGGCCGCGGCCGGGCAUUGCUGUGCCUGGCGCUGCUGCUGCUGCUGCCCCCGGCCCGGGCCCUGCCCAGCGCGGUGCGGGCACUGACCGACCCUGACCGGGCACUGCCCAGCACGGAGCGGGCACUGACCCACCCGGAGCGCCGCCUCAACCGCUCCCGGCAGCUCCUGGAGGCCGCCAACGCCGCCCCGCAGCGGCUGAAGGAAUCCAACACCCUGGGGUUUGAAUGCACCCUCGAGGAGGUGGAUCUGCAUGACAUCACUGAGAACCAGACCAACACCCUCAGAGCCUGCACAGCUGCGGAUCCAGGGCCUGGAAACUGCCCAGUCCUGGAAAAAUCAACUUUUGAUGAGGGAAAAUGCCUGCAGGGCAUCUCUGAGGACGUGAGAGCCUACAGGGCCCAGCUGAGGAGCCUCCCUGACCCGCAGCUGCUGGCAGCCCUCGAUGGGAUGAUGGAGGCCCUGGGCAGCAGCACCGGGCAGGUUCUGGAGGCACUGGGGUCACUGGGACCAUGGGGGUCACUGGGAUCGGCGCCGUUCGCGGCGCGGCUGCGGCUCUGCGCGACGCUCCAGGCCCUGCGCAUCCGCAGCGUCACCAUCUCCAGGGUGCUGAGCUUCCUCAGCUCCCCCUGACCCCGGGGGAACACAAACACACACCCAGCACCCACGGGAUUCCCACAGGUUGGGCCUUUUCAAGCUUUGUUAAAUUCCCGGGUUUGGGAUUUAAGCUACACCUGAGCACCAAAACGUUCCCGACUCUGAUUUACCCGUAUUUAUUCUGCUGAGAGCUGCUCAUGAUAAAUCCUUCUCUUGGGGAUCCCUUCCAACUCAGGAUAUCCUAUGCCAUGGUUUAUUUGGGGUGACAUUCCA
Melospiza melodia melodia is the source of this 1056-nucleotide messenger RNA. RefSeq names its product interleukin 12A (gene IL12A). Gene Ontology annotation, molecular function: growth factor activity; interleukin-12 receptor binding. The coding region runs from base 1 to 819 and encodes 272 amino acids. Gene Ontology annotation, cellular component: extracellular region. The transcript is spliced from 6 exons. Lineage: Eukaryota; Metazoa; Chordata; Aves; Passeriformes; Passerellidae. The record is from RefSeq and is a predicted model, not a curated record. Gene Ontology annotation, biological process: immune response.